Fundulus heteroclitus (mummichog) is the source of this 1360-nucleotide messenger RNA. It is a transcript of the gene wdr73, whose product is annotated as WD repeat domain 73. Gene Ontology annotation, molecular function: protein binding. Lineage: Eukaryota; Metazoa; Chordata; Actinopteri; Cyprinodontiformes; Fundulidae. Bases 81 to 1226 code for a protein of 381 amino acids. The transcript is spliced from 8 exons. Gene Ontology annotation, biological process: cytoplasmic microtubule organization. Gene Ontology annotation, cellular component: cytosol; spindle pole. The record is from RefSeq and is a predicted model, not a curated record.
UUCACUGUCAGGAUGAAAAGUUCAGGAAGUCGAGCGGAAACUGGUGGAGAUCGGCAACAAGGCGCUUUUAAAAUGAGUUGAUGGAAGAAAUGGAGGCUGCUGAGAAUGAUGAUCCUUUAGAUGACUGGUUCUUCGAGUCUCUGAAAUCGUACAAAGAUCUUCACGUGUUUCAGCUGGAACGACCCACUCAGGUCAUCGAGUGGACGUCCGCAAAGACCGUCUGCGUCGCUGGAUUCCACUCGUCUAAAAAUGAAAUCUUGGAGCUCCGCCUGCCACUGAAACUUUUAGCAGAUGAAAACAAGGGUCUCUGUGCAGAGAGGGAUUUUAAAGUUGUCCAUGGUGGUUUCUCAGACGGCCCUGUUCGCUGCCUCAGACACGUUCCAGGAACCAGGUGUGUCGUGACUAAUGACGGGCGGAGCUCCGACCUGCAGCUCUGGGACCUCGGAGGAGACGACAGCGACGUGAUCCGGAGAACGGGAAGCAUCCGGGGGACGAGUGCGUCGCAGACCGGCACCAGGAUCGCCGCUCCGCCCUCGGCUCCGGCUCGGGUCCUCCAUGGAGCGCGGAGCAGCGACGUGCGGCUGACCCACCUGAGCACGGGACAGACGCUUUACAAGCUGGCAGCAGUGGACUCGGCAGAACCUCUGACUUCCCUAAAGUUCGUGGGAGACGCGGCGUUCCUCGCCUGCUGCUCCGACGGCACCGUCUACGCCGCCGACAUUCGGACGCCCGCCGCUCCCCGGGUCUCGCCUCCGCCGCCGUCUGCGGGGGAGUCGUUGCUGUGGUGGGCCGACGCCUCUGCGGCGCCGCAGCAGUCCUGCUGGAAGGUGGUCCGAGUCUCCUCCUCGGCUCAGGCGGUGGUGUCGGACCUGAGGAAUCUGGGAGGAGCGCUGGGCGGGGCUCAGCUGGACCUGCAGACGGCUCCCUGCAGACCGGGGGACGUCACCGUGUCCUGGGCGCCGGCGCUGGACGGCUGCUUCUCGGUGUCGGGUUUCGGCGGACUCGUUCAGAUUUACGACACCGCCGGCUGGAGGACGGCGCCGCAGGACGCCCGGCCGCUGUUUCAGCACCGCGGCCACGUGGUUCCCUCACGUCGCCACGACGACUCUGACCCCGCCUCCGUCACCGUCCACGCCUGGCAUCCCGAGCGGCCGAGGACGCUGCUGUCGGCGGCGUCGGACGGAUCGUUCCACGUCUGGGACUGGGUGGAACCAGAGGCGGGCUGAGGCUGCCGCUCAGUGAUGCGGGUCUAAUGGGUGCUGAGGAACCCGAUGAAUGUCUGGUUUGGGAUGUUAAAGCUGCUGCCUCUGUCUGAUGAGAUGAACUGGGCUAAUAAUAAAAAACAGAAAAUGUGACCAAA